Glossina fuscipes is the source of this 1083-nucleotide messenger RNA. Its product is annotated as serine/arginine repetitive matrix protein 2-like. The record is from RefSeq and is a predicted model, not a curated record. Bases 313 to 1083 code for a protein of 256 amino acids. The transcript has 5 exons. Lineage: Eukaryota; Metazoa; Arthropoda; Insecta; Diptera; Glossinidae.
GGCAACGUUAAACUUUUCUGCUUCACAUGGUUCAGUAAUUCUUCACUAUUGUUGCGAAUGUUAUUGUGAAUAUAAGAAGAGUGUGCUGAGAUUUCUUACAGCGAUUCAUGGUUAAUUUUCCAAAUAAUUUACAUCUCAAUUAAGAAAAAAAACAUCAAGUUUAAGUUUUAAGUAAGAAAUUAUUUUAAGGUUAACGUUGAUUUUUCUAAAUUUCCAAGCAGCAUAGAGAAAACGCACGAAAUUUAAAGAAAGGAAAUUUUUCCGCUGAAAUUUUUGUAAAUUAGACCUUUUAAGAAACAUCAUUUAUUCAGGAUGUACAAUGGCAUUGGGUUGCCCACUCCACGUGGUUCCGGCACUAAUGGUCAUGUACAACGUAACUGGGCGUUUGUGCGCCCUGGCAAGAAAGAUAACAAUUAUCGUACAGAAGAGGACAUUAAAAGAUUGGAUGCUACUUUAAACAGACCGCCUAAUAGAGAAAUAUUAGAUCACGAUCGUAAACGUAAAAUAGAAGUCAAAUGCUUGGAAUUCGAAGAAAUCUUGGAAAAACAAGGUUGUAUACCAGACGAAAUCAGGGCCAAAGUUGAUUCCUAUAGACAAAAAUUAAUGGGACAAGGCAAAGUUGAUGUACCAAGAGAUGAGUUUGGCAGAGUCUCAAUUCGUGAAACCCAUCAAAUAGCUGAAGCACAACAAAAGAAAAACGCAAAAUUACGCGAAGCCUUUAACAUUUCUGAAUAUUUCGUGGAAGGCUCGAGUUUCGAUACAGAUCGCAAAGCUAAAGAAGAUUUAGCCAAAAGUUUGGCUUUACAAAAAGAACUGGACGCUCAACGUGAACAAGCAGCUGCUACGUCAGCUAAAGCUAAGGACAGCGUAAAACGUUAUGGCAUAGUACGUACACCAUCAAAAGAAAGAGAAUUACCAACAGGAGGUGUUAGCGGUGGCGUUGGUGCUGGUGCCGGCGGUUCAGGUGAUGAUCAUACAACCCAAAAAAAGAAGAAAAAGAAGAGAACGCGUGAGAGCUCUGCUAGUCCUGAACGUAAAAGAGACAAAAAGAAGAAAUCAAAGAAGCAUAAGAAAGAAAGGUAA